Patella vulgata (common limpet) is the source of this 3674-nucleotide messenger RNA. RefSeq names its product zinc finger protein 239-like. The transcript has 5 exons. Gene Ontology annotation, cellular component: nucleus. The record is from RefSeq and is a predicted model, not a curated record. Gene Ontology annotation, biological process: regulation of transcription by RNA polymerase II. Lineage: Eukaryota; Metazoa; Mollusca; Gastropoda; Patellidae. Gene Ontology annotation, molecular function: RNA polymerase II transcription regulatory region sequence-specific DNA binding; DNA-binding transcription factor activity, RNA polymerase II-specific. Bases 328 to 1317 code for a protein of 329 amino acids.
UUCUGGAAGAAUGAAGCGACAAGAUUACACGACAAGCUGACUGAACUUGAAAAACAUUUAUCUGAAGUUGAAAUAAAAUAUCAGUUAGCUUUGGCUGGUCAAGGGGAAGAUAAUCAUACUGAACAUAGCAGUAGAUUAUUACAAACUGUUGCUGGGUUGUAUGGUCAACCUUUAUACAGUGAUAUUACUGUAUUAUUAGAUGGUGACAGAGCGAUCCGAGGCCAUAAAUUAGUUUUAUCUACCUGGUUUGAGAAAUGGUGUGAUAGUAAUCUUAAUGAUGUAGAUAUAAUAGAUCUCUCAGAUUUAGAUUACAGUACAGCAGUAACGAUGAUCAAAUGGAUUUAUACAGAUAUAUUUGAAACAAAAGAUGUCGAUGUUUAUUUUCUAGAGGAACUUUUAAAAGCUACUGUGAAAUAUAAACUUGACAAUCUUAAUGAAAGAUGUCAGAAGGCAUUGGUAUAUUUCAUCGAUCAAACAAAUUGUAGACGAUUUUAUCAAACAGCCGACAAAAUAUCUGCUUCAAUUUUAAAAAAUCAUUGUUCAGAAUUUCUUUCUCUAACAGAACUAAAGGAUGAAGAAGACGAGGAAAUCACCAAUGAUGUAAUAUCCACCACCGUAGUCAGUGAUGACUUGGUUAGUGAUGACUUGGUAGUUCUCGAUGAAAAUAUCAACCCGUAUAAAUGUCAUUUAUGUACCAAGAGAUUCGACGAUGAGGAGAAAUUAAAAGUACACAUAAACUGGCACAUUCGGAGAAAACCGUACUCGUGUGAAUACUGCGACAAAAGUUUCCCUAAAGCGAUUGGAUUAAAACGUCAUCUACGGACUCACACCGGUGAAAAACCAUAUCGAUGUGAUGUUUGUGAUAAAUCAUUUAGCAUUAACGCUAAUUUGAAAACCCAUAAACGCUUGCAUGACGGGGAAUUACAAUACUCAUGUGAUAUCUGUGGGAAGGCCUUUAAUACAAACGGCAAUUUAAAGACACAUUCGAUGAGUAUGCAUACUGGUGUUCAUCCCUAUAAGUGUAAAAUAUGCGACAAAGGCUACAGUCAGAAAUGUAAUUUGAAAACCCAUAUCUUGACUCAUUCAAAAGAGAAAACAACGUCGCCGAAGAAAAGUUCGUAUAAAUGUCAUAUAUGCAAAGUAAAACUGUGUGAUCGUUAUAGAUUAAAACGUCACAUGCGCACACAUACUGGGGAAAGGCCUUAUCCGUGUCAGCUGUGUGACAAGGCCUUCGCUCAAGGAAGCACGCUUAAAAAACAUUACAAGUCUCAUGAACGGGCAGCACGAAUAGCUGAAAAGGAAGCUGAAAGCUUGUGACAUGACUUUAUAUAUGAGUAAGCCUUAUAAAUAGAAUUGAAAAAUUGUGUGUAGUUCAACUCCAGGUGGUAUUUGCGGUUUCUGCUGAAAGUAAAACUGAAAAUUACAGUGCAAUGAACUCAGUAAGAACUGCAAAUUCUAACAGAUGCAGCGCCUUUUCUCUGAUAUUCUCUACCCAGAGACAUCAAAGAAAGUAACAAUGCAUAAAGAGAGAAAUGGGGUUUAAAUCGACACAAACUAGGUCAUUUUGAGACUAACAUAUUGUGGUUUGAUUUUAUUUCAAUUAUUCGCUUGCGCGUAGGGGUCUUUAGCAGUGGGAGGAAACCGGUGGACCUGGAAAAAACCCACGCCAGUUGACUCAAUUUCAGACCUUAUCAUAGAGCGAGCACGGCUAAACAUUCAUCCAUCCAACCCCCCAGCAUUGCAUAAGGAACUUUAUCUGAAGGAUUGUGCUAUAAGGGGGUUGGGUGGCCGAAUGGGUAGCGUUGUAUUGUAACGUCUGUCAUUGAGUCUAGUCGUGUGGUUUCGAUUCUCUGCUUGUACAUGUUAGGGAGUAGGGUUGACUAUCUAACCUCACAGGUUUUGUCCGGGUCCUCCAGCUUCCUCCACCGGCUAAAGACCCCUACGUGCAAACUAAUCAUUGAAAUAAAAAUUGAUCCAUUUGUUAGUCCUGAAAUGACCUUGUUUGUGUCCAGUGGACGUUAAACCCCAUUUCUCUGUCUGUCUGUCUCGCUCACUCUCUAUUUAAUUAAACUACACAUUCUAUGGUGACUGAUUAAACAUACAUUAUGCAAGAACUUAAUCUGCCUAUUGCAAGUUUUUAUUUAGGCUUCAGAUGUUAUAGAAAUUAUUAAUUUGACCUUUAUUUACUUGACAAACUCAAAUCAACUCUGUAGACCUACAGAUGGCUUGGAUAAAGUUUGGAUUUAAACAGUCGUUUAUUUAAAAUUAAAUCAAUAAAUGGCGGAACCAAGCUAACGUUUACCGUUAGUCGCUGAUGUCAUUACCGGAAACUGGUGAUGAAAGGCCAGCCAAGCGAGGCUACCAUAGCCAUUGAUCAUGUUACUUGAUAAUCGAGAAUAUGUGGGUGGAGUUAUCAUCUGUCAAUCAAACGAUCGCCAAUUCUCAUAGAUGCCUAUUUCUAGUCCGAACUUCCAACAGUGACAAUUCCGUUCAGAACAAAGUAAUUUGACUGAAAUUUUCAACAUUUUCUUUUUUUAUCAUCUAUUUUUGAAUUAUUAUAGCAAGAAUGGCCAACUGUUUAUAAAACUUGUAACUAAUGUAUGUUUAAUUGAUGUUACAAUGGUUCAAGAGUUGUUAUAAUAUUUAAUAAAAGUUUAAAGACAGUUACUCUUCAUUCCAUGUGUUUUAUUAAUAAGUGCAGCAGUGGCACAUUAAGGUGCUGACUCGCUGUUACUCUUCAUCAAAGCCAGUGAUUCUCAACCAGUGUGCCGCAAGAUCUUCCUAAGUGUGCUGCGAAAUUGUGAAUGACACGCCAAGAUUAUGUGAAAAACCAUUUGAUCCCAAUUGAGUAUUCACUGGUGUCUACUAAUAAGUUCAUAGCUGUGUUUUCUUUAUUUAGUUUGAGUCAUUCUAUGUGUCUAUGACUAGUCCAGUUGUAUGCCGGCUGACUUAUGUUUUUAUUUUGCAAAAUUUAAAUAUUUUUCAUAUAUAUUUAGCCAGGUGUGCCGCUAUUUUUUCAUGUGUUCCAAAGUGUGCCGCUGGCAAAAAAGGUUGAGAACCACUGAUCCAAUCUGAUAAAAACACAGAUCCUAAUUCGUUUCGUUUUUUUAUAGUUCAAAAUUUUGUUUUACUUGUCUUUACUACACUAGGAUCUGGAAGAGUUUUUAAAUAACCUGCGUUCUAGUUGAUGUGAGAGAUUAGCCAAUGAAACGGUCUGUUGCAGUGAGUUCUUGGCGUGCCUUGCACAGAAUUGUGGGUAAACCACUAGAAACGUCAACGCUGAUUGAUUAAUCAAUGUCUGACAUCAUAGGCUCAAAAGCUGCUUGUAUGACCCCUGCCACGACCUUCCAGCACAACUUGUCAGAUCUUCAUGUAGUGUAGGCCAUCGAAAAUAUAAAAAAACAAAACGAAAUAUAGAUCUGUAUUUUAAUUAGCUUGCUCUAGGCCAUUUAAUGUGUUUUAUUAAUUAGUAGGCUAAGGAGUGAAGCUACAGUGGCUCAGUGAAUAAGGUGCUGACUCGCUAAGCAGGAGGUUCUGGGUUCAAUCCCUGUAUUUAAAAAAAAUAACUUCAUGCAAUUUCUGGUCUGCCAUCGAUGGUAUUAUGCGAUGGAAAGCAGUGUCGGGUUCACUGAUUAGCGAAUAAAAAUAAGUCAUAUUUAAUCCCGCUAAAUAAA